AUGCAGACCCUCUGGCUGACAUGCAAGGGCACGUUCUUAUCAUCCAUUCAGAAUCGGAAUGAUUGGGCUAUUUACCACUCUUCGUGCGCUAAAGAGGAGCUUUCCGUUCCAAUCUGGCAGGCUGACGAGAGGUCAGAGUCGGUGGCUGAGUUCCUGGGACUGCUUUCCGCCAAAAAGUAUGGCAUGGCAAUCCACACAGUUGUAUCGCUUGUGGAUGAAGUUGCUGGGAACAUGCUUCUUCCCGAACAAGAGCAACAGCUGCAGCUGAAACCUACAAAAGCCUUCAGAAAGUUGUCCAAGCUGCUCAAGAACGAAGAAGUGGUACGCGGCAUCCUGACCGUCCUUUUGGAGGGCGACGACUGCCUCCUCAUGCUGGAUGCCAUCUGUAGGGUUACGCGCGCCCCUGGCUUUGCAAGGCAGAUAAGAAUCCAUAUUGCAUCCUGCAGCACGGCGGUCGAAACGCUGCAGCAACUCGGCUCGCUGCUCUUUCGCGUCGCCCUCAGAAACCUCUCUCAUAGCCCAACCGUCUCUCAAAAGGAAGCAUCGGCCUUGCAAGGUUGCCUGCUGUACAUGAAGACCCUGAUGAACCUGCUGGGUCACAGCCCUGAAUUCGCGGAACGCGCUUUCCGCCACGAGUACCUCCCGCUGCUGACGUCAUUCUUCCCGUUCCCCGGGGCUCCCCCCCGGGCGGCCGAGGGCGCGCGUGCCAGUCUGUUUGCGCACUUGGCGGCCGUCACAAUGGGAGUGUUUGAUCAUUUCGUGGACACCCCCCAGAUGGUGAAGAACGUUCUGCGCAGCGGCGCGGCGGCCGGGCUGAUUCCGUGGCUGACCCGGUUCUUCGAUCUGCUCACCGACCAGCUGAAGAAGUUCCCCGCGCGCCCUCCGGAGAACCGGGAGAUGCGAGUGACCGCACGAAGCCUUCUGUACCAACUGAACGGGCUGUGCGACGAGGCGAUGAAGCUCUCUCCCGGUCUGCUAAGAGGGGCCGAGUUCGACGAGUUGCACAGGUCGGUCCAGGAGUUAAAGCCUCUGCUAGACGAUUCCGCGAAAGGAAACGCGGAGAUCUUCCUUGGCAAAGUGCGGAAUCACAUCCGAAAGGAGAAGGGUACCCCCCCCGCUUUGGAGCCGUCCAAUCUUGAAACCGUCAUCCAAGUGCUGGAAGCAGUUCGGUUGGCCGGUGCGAAUGCUCCGGUUGAUCUGCUAGACGAAUUCGUGAUCAGUCUAGUUAUGCUGGUGUGUGACGACUUUAGAAAGCUCCUCAGAAAGGCUCCAAACGUGAUCCCGGUUCUGCGAGACUCUUUCGUUGCUGAGGUCAGCAGAGCUGCCAAAAAGCCCCGGUCAUCAAACCCCAAGGCGCAGGAGCGAAUGCGGCACGUGGCGAUGUGUCUGUCUUCGUUUCUGGCGGUCGGGGCUUCCGAAGGAACGCUCCCAGUCGCCGUCUUCGACAUAGCGGGCGCCGCGAUUGCGAGCAUCCUCAAGCCCGCACUCUCGGUUCUCGACCCCCCGGGCCACAUACGCAUACUGGAGCUCCUCAUUUUCUGCUUCAACUAUGGCGGCGACGCGGCCGCCACGCGGCGCGAGUACGCGCGCGCGCUCGCUGGGGUGAGCUUCCUGUACCUCGCAAAGCCCGCGGCCAGCUUGGCGUGGCACCUCACGGCCGCGGUAUUCGGCGCGCGCACCUGGAUCGACCCGGAGGUGGUGUGCGCGCACGAGGCCCAGGUCGGGCGGCAGUUCGGCUUCAACCCGAGGGACCGCGAGGCCGUUGGACACGUGUCGGGCUUGCUGCCCGCGGGCGAUGUGAAAAGGCUCGUGGACCAGGCGCUGCGGGUGCUUCACGAGGCGUGCUUGACCCCAUUCACACCGGAGGACCGCGUGCAAGACGUCGCGGAGAUUGUACGGCGGAUCGUCAUCGAAUGCCCUGAAAUACUUGAGCUGAUUGUCCCCCGCAUCGGGCACGUGACGCGGCUUCUGGAAGUCGUGUGCUCUAGCUUAACGCAAGAAUUUGGACGACAUUUCCUCGAGAAUCCUCUUUCCCGCCAGGAACUUGUGACGCCGGAGGAGAUCCGUCAGUGGAUGGGCGUGUUCGGGCCCCUUGUGGUCGUCUUCAAGUGCGCUUUUGAUAAGUGCAAGUAUAAGAGAGCGUCGAGAGAGAAGCUGCUGAUGGAGACGGCUGGCAACGGCGGGAUCGUGGUGUGUCAGGGAACUCUCCGCGAUUCCCGGGCGCUAUUAGCGGGCGCUGCAAAGAGUAUGAACGCGUCCGGGGGAAGCGCAGCCGAACGCGCGCGAGAAAUGAAGGAGCGGGUCGGGGAAAUUCUCCCCCAGGACGAGAUCGCCCGGGAGAUCUGGGCGGCGUAUGCGGAGCAGUUUAACCUCAAAGAGUGCAGCAAUCGGGCGUGCGUGGCCGGGGUGGUUGAGGUCCGCCAGAAGACGUUCAAGGCGUGCGGCGCGUGCGGCGGAGCACAAUACUGCUCGCGCGAAUGCCAAAUGGUCCAUUGGAAAAACGGCCACAAAACAGAGUGCAAAAUAGCAAGGCAGGGGGCAAGUAGUAAAGGCGAGAAGGGAAAGCGAGUCAAAAACAACAGAUGA
This is a messenger RNA of Klebsormidium nitens, 2586 nucleotides long. The record is from the annotation of a GenBank genome assembly. Lineage: Eukaryota; Viridiplantae; Streptophyta; Klebsormidiophyceae; Klebsormidiales; Klebsormidiaceae.